CGACCAAAUCUAGGUCUCGUCACACAUAUAUCCGCUUCGAAGCACGCGCGCGCGCGACGACCCCGACCCCUACUACUACUGCUCCAGUAUUUAGCUGCCUCGCUCGCAGCAUCCGCGUACUCCUGUUCCCAUGUGCGACUCCCCCUCGUCCUCGUCGUGUUCGUCGUUGUCGUUGGCGUUGGCCAUGGGAGAGAGGAUGAGGAGGGCGGCGCACGCGAUGCUGUUCCCGUUCCCGUGCUCGGGGCACAUCAACCCGACGCUGAAGCUGGCCGAGCUGCUGCACUCGCGCGGGGUGCACGUCACGUUCGUCAACACGGAGCACAACCACGAGCGCCUGCUGCGGCGGCGCGGCGGCGGCGGGGCGCUGCGCGGGCGGGAGGGGUUCCGGUUCGAGGCGGUGCCCGACGGGCUGCGCGACGACGAGCGCGCCGCGCCGGACAGCACGGUGAGGCUGUACCUGUCGCUGCGGAGGAGCUGCGGCGCGCCGCUGGUGGAGGUCGCGAGGAGGGUGGCGAGCGGCGGCGGCGUGCCGCCCGUGACCUGCGUCGUGCUCAGUGGCCUCGUCAGCUUCGCGCUCGACGUCGCGGAGGAGCUCGGCGUGCCGGCGUUCGUGCUCUGGGGCACCAGCGCCUGCGGCUUCGCGUGCACGCUCCGGCUUCGCCAGCUCCGGCAGAGAGGGUACACGCCGCUCAAAGACGAGAGCUACCUGACGAACGGUUACCUGGACACGCCGAUCGACUGGAUCGCCGGCGUGCCGACGGUGCGUCUCGGCGACGUCUCCAGCUUCGUCCGCACGCUCGACCCGACCAGCUUCGCGCUGCGCGUGGAGGAGGACGAGGCGAACAGCUGUGCCAGGGCGCAGGGCCUCAUCCUCAACACGUUCGACGACCUCGAGUCCGACGUGCUCGACGCGCUCAGGGACGAGUUCCCGCGCGUGUACACCGUCGGGCCCCUCGCCGCCGACCGCGCGAACGGCGGACUGAGCCUGUGGGAGGAGGACGCGGCGUGCAUGGCGUGGCUCGAUGCGCAGCCGGCCGGGUCGGUGCUGUACGUCAGCUUCGGGAGCCUGACCGUGAUGUCGCCGGAGGAGCUCGCCGAGCUCGCGUGGGGCCUCGCCGACACCCGCCGCACCUUCCUCUGGGUCAUCCGCCCAGGCCUCAUCGCCGGCGCCGGCGCCGGCGACCACGACGUCGUGACCAACGCGUUGCCAGAUGGGUUCGUCGCGGAGACGAAGGGCCGGUGCUUCAUCGCCGAGUGGUGCGCGCAGGAGGAGGUGCUCCGGCACCGCGCCGUCGGCGGGUUCCUCACGCACAGCGGGUGGAACUCGACGACGGAGAGCAUCUGCGCCGGCGUGCCGAUGAUCUGCUGGCCGGGGUUCGCCGACCAGUACAUCAACUCGCGGUACGUGCGCGACGAGUGGGGCAUCGGGCUCCGCCUCGACGAGGAGCUCCGCCGCGAGCAGGUCGCCGCCCACGUCGAGAAGCUCAUGGGAGGCGGCGGCGGCGGCGGCGACAGGGGCAAGGAAAUGAGGCGCAACGCCGCCAGGUGGAAGGCGGCGGCGGAGGCGGCGACGGCGAAGGGCGGCUCGUCGUACGGCGGCCUCGACAAGCUGGUCGAGCAGCUGCGGCUGGGUCAGUGACGACAUGGCACACACGCGUACACGUCAUCGUCGUGACAAGUUCGGCAGUUCGGCUGGCUGGCUCACUCAUCGGACGCAUGUGCAAAAUGCACUUUGGAUGUUUCUCCUUUUCUUUUUUUUUUCUUCUUCUUUUCAUUUCUUGCAGUUGCAGAGUCGCAGUUGUUCAGUUCUUAUCUGGUUCUUGGAUAUGAUUUUUAGCGACAGGAGUGAUAGCGGUACAACGUUUUCUUAAUGCAGUGGUUUGUUUAGUUAAAACUGUAUGCUGAUUGAAGAGAGAGUAGUAUUACUAGUAAUUAGCGUGUCGAUUACUGUAUUUAUUUUGUCGCUUUGUACGUCAACAAAAAAAUUUUAAUUGGAUUCACCGUGACGUCGGAGAAAGACUUAACAUUA
Messenger RNA from Oryza sativa Japonica Group (Japanese rice), 2029 nucleotides. RefSeq names its product (R)-mandelonitrile beta-glucosyltransferase. Gene Ontology annotation, molecular function: quercetin 3-O-glucosyltransferase activity; quercetin 7-O-glucosyltransferase activity. NCBI's taxonomy places the organism in Eukaryota, Viridiplantae, Streptophyta, Magnoliopsida, Poales, Poaceae. The record is from RefSeq and is a predicted model, not a curated record.